GACCUGACCUGCCAACCCGCUAUGUAUGCCACCUUGUCUCCACGUUCAUUUGACUUCCUACUCCAAAAUCCAAACGACCAAACCCCUCUUUCUCUAUAUAUAUUCCCCCCCUUCCGUUUCUCCUCCUCAACCUGCCCUACUCCGGCGACUAUUUCAACCCCUCUUCAUUUCUAACUUACGAUCAAGAUAUGAGUGAACAGAAGCGUACCCCUCGUUUGAACGAAAGGAUCCUAUCUUCCUUAUCAAGGAGAUCCGUCGCUGCUCAUCCAUGGCAUGAUCUUGAGAUUGGACCCGGAGCUCCCCAAAUUGUCAAUGUGGUUAUUGAGAUCACAAAAGGAAGCAAAGUGAAAUAUGAACUUGAUAAGAAAACUGGGCUCAUCAAGGUUGAUCGCAUCUUAUAUUCAUCUGUUGUCUACCCUCAUAACUAUGGCUUCAUUCCUCGCACCCUAUGUGAAGAUAAUGACCCCAUGGAUGUUCUUGUCCUAAUGCAGGAGCCUGUGCUUCCAGGAUGUUUUCUUAGAGCUAGGGCCAUUGGACUGAUGCCUAUGAUUGAUCAGGGAGAAAAAGAUGACAAGAUUAUUGCAGUAUGUGCUGAUGAUCCAGAGUAUCGUCACUACACUGAUAUUAGCCAGCUGGCACCUCAUCGUUUGGCUGAGAUCCGCCGAUUCUUUGAGGACUACAAGAAAAAUGAGAACAAAGAGGUUGCAGUGGAUGAGUUUCUGCCUUCGGAUACUGCUCAUGAUGCCAUUCAAUACUCAAUGGAUCUUUAUGCUGAGUACAUCAUGCAGACGUUGAGGAAAUAGAUGGUGAUGGGGCCAUAACUUAUAUAUCCACCAUCCAUAGUUAUUGAUGGUGGCAAUUUUUCUCAUUUUGUGUUGGACUAUGAAAGAAUGAUUUUUGUUAUUGUUAUUUUGUUAUUUUUCUAUUAUCACCGAUUAUGUAAUACUCAUUGGAUAAAUCAAAUUUGGUAUGAUGUUUAUUAUGAAAUCAAGAAGUGUUGUAUGGGAAAA
Molecule: messenger RNA, 1010 nt
Organism: Lactuca sativa (garden lettuce)
Lineage: Eukaryota; Viridiplantae; Streptophyta; Magnoliopsida; Asterales; Asteraceae
Product: soluble inorganic pyrophosphatase 1
Biological process (GO): phosphate-containing compound metabolic process
Cellular component (GO): cytoplasm
Molecular function (GO): inorganic diphosphate phosphatase activity; magnesium ion binding
Source: RefSeq, a predicted model, not a curated record